Molecule: messenger RNA, 1265 nt
Organism: Raphanus sativus (radish)
Lineage: Eukaryota; Viridiplantae; Streptophyta; Magnoliopsida; Brassicales; Brassicaceae
Product: probable glucan endo-1,3-beta-glucosidase BG4
Exons: 1
Coding region: 95-1177 (360 amino acids)
Biological process (GO): carbohydrate metabolic process
Cellular component (GO): plasma membrane
Molecular function (GO): hydrolase activity, hydrolyzing O-glycosyl compounds
Source: RefSeq, a predicted model, not a curated record
UCUUUAUAUAUUUUACUCAUAUCUCUAAAACAUAUUAUUCAGAAGCGAAACCUAACAAGAGAAACAGAUUGUGGUCUACGGUUCUUUCAAUAUUAUGGAGUGUACUUGCCCUAAAAAGUUUUUCCUGUUCUUGCUAUCAUUGAUAGCAACUCUAUUUAUUAUUUUUUUGUGCUACUGGAUAGCAACUCUAUUCAGUAUUAAAAACCACGGUCCCGUAAACAUGGUAACAACGACGAACGUCGGCUUAAACUACGGCCUCCUCGGAGACAACCUCCCGUCUCCGUCCGAAGUUAUCAACCUUUACAAGUCCAUAGGCAUUACUAAAAUCCGAAUCUUCGACCCAAACACAGAGGUUCUCAACGCCUUACGUGGUCACCACGAAAUCGAACUCACUGUGGGCAUCAAGGACCAAGACUUGGCUCCUCUUGCGGCCAGCGAAGAAGCUGUUAACGGUUGGUUCGCAACUAACAUCGAGCCUUACUUAGCUGACGUGAACAUCACGUUUAUUACCGUUGGUAACGAAGUCAUCCCCGGACCAAUUGGUCCUCAAGUGCUUCCCGUCGUGCAGUCUCUCACCAACCUAGUUAAGUCCAAGAGUCUUCCUAUCUCCGUCACCACUGUUGUGGCUAUGUCCAACCUCGGACAGUCUUACCCACCUUCAGCAGGAAUGUUUACGCCUCAGUCACGUGAACAACUCGUGCCCGUGUUGAAGUUCUUGUCUCAAGCAAGAACACCGAUCCUCGUCAACAUCUACCCUUACUUCGCUUACGCGUCCAACCCCGUAAACAUAAGCAUCGACUACGCCACCUUCAACGCCAAAACUGUGGUGGUCGAGGACGGGGCAAUGCAGUAUACAAACAUGUUUGAUGCUAUUUUCGACGCGUUCGUGUGGGCAAUGGAGAGAGAGGGUGUGAAGGAUGUGUCUAUGGUUGUGUCGGAGACGGGAUGGCCUUCCGCAGGUAACGGUGACUUGACAACGCCGGAGAUAGCGGCUAUGUACAAUGGAAACUUUGUCAAGCGUGUGAGAAGCGGGAAAGGGACUCCCAAGAGGCCGAACUGUGGCAUUGAUGGGUUUAUAUUUGCGACUUUUAACGAGAAUGAGAAACCAGUUGGAACAGAACAGCACUUUGGCUUGUACGAGCCUACUGAUUUGAAGCCUAUCUACCAGUUGUUUUGAUUUUUCGAUUCUUGAUCCUUUUGACUAUAACCAGUUCAUUCGUUUUAUUUAGAUAUAACUCUCUGAUAUUUUAAAUAGAGUGGGAGUG